CUACACGCCUUACGUGCACCGCGUAUAUAAUGGAAGCAAGUUAACGGAGGGAGCACCACCGGGCAACACACCACGUACGGCGCUUCACCGAGGACAAGCUUGGAAGAGGGAUCGAUCGACAAUGGCGUCUGCUGCGCUCCCGGCGGCGGCGGCGGCGGCGGUCGAGCCCAAGAAGAAGAGCAACUUCAAGUACGCCUGCACCUGCGCCCUCUCCGCUUCCAUGGCCACCGUCGUCCUCGGCUAUGACGUCGGGGUGAUGAGCGGGGCGUCGCUCUACAUCAAGGAGGACCUGCGGCUGACGGACGUGCAGGUGGAGAUCAUGAUGGGCAUCCUCAGCGUCUACGCGCUCCUCGGCUCGUUCGCCGGGGCCAGGACGUCCGACUGGAUCGGCCGCCGCUACACCGUCAUCAUCGCCGCCGCCAUCUUCUUCGCCGGCUCCUUGGUCAUGGGCUUCGCCGUCAACUACGUCAUGUUCAUGUUCGGCCGCUUCGUCUGCGGCAUGGGCGUCGGCUUCGCCAUCAUGGUCGCGCCCGUCUACACCGCCGAGGUCGCCCCGGCCUCCACCCGCGGCCUCCUCACCUCCUUCACCGAGGUCUUCAUCAACGUCGGCAUCCUCCUCGGCUACGUCUCCAACUUCGCCUUCGCGCGCCUCCCGCACCACAUCAACUGGCGCAUCAUGCUCGGCAUCGGCGCCGUCCCCUCGGCCUUGCUCGCGCUCAUGGUGCUCGGCAUGCCGGAGUCGCCCCGGUGGCUCGUCAUGAAGGGCCGCCUCGCCGACGCCAGGGUCGUGCUCGAGAAGACCUCCGACACGCCAGAGGAGGCCGUGGAGCGCCUUGACCAAAUCAAGGCUGCCGCCGGCAUCCCCCGCGACCUUGACGGCGACGUGGUCGCCGUGCCCAAGAGAAAAGGCGGUGACGAGAAGCAGGUGUGGAAGGAGCUCAUCUUUUCGCCCACCCCGGUCAUGCGCCGCAUACUGCUCGCGGCGCUCGGCGUCCAUUUCUUCCAGCAGGCGACUGGCUCCGACUCGGUCGUGCUCUACAGCCCACGCGUGUUCAAGAGCGCCGGCAUCACCGGCGACAACCACCUGCUCGGCGUCACAUGCGCCAUGGGGGUCACCAAGACUCUCUUCAUCCUUUUGGCCACCUUCCAAAUCGACCGUGUCGGCCGGCGGCCGCUGCUGCUCACCAGCACCGCCGGCAUGCUCGUCUGUCUCAUCGGCCUCGGCACGGGCCUCACCGUCGUGGGCCAGCACCCGGACGAGAAGAUCACGUGGGCAGUCGGCCUGUGCAUCGCCUCCACCUUGGCCUACGUGUCCUUCUUCUCCAUGGGCCUCGGCCCCAUCACCAGCGUCUACGUCUCCGAGGUCUUCCCGCUGCGGGUGCGUGCGCUCGGCUUCGCGCUCGGCGUCGCCUGCAACCGCGUCACCAGCGCCGCCAUCUCCAUGACCUUCCUCUCCUUGUCCAAGGCCAUCACCAUCGGCGGCAGCUUCUUCCUCUACGCCGGCCUCGCCGCGCUCGGCUGGCUUUACUUCUACGCCUUCGUUCCCGAGACGCGCGGGCAGCCGCUUGAGGACAUAGGGAAGCUUUUCGGCAUGAAGGACGCCGCCGUCGAAGACGACGACACCGCCACCAAAGACAAGCAGGUGAAAGCAGCUGUGGAGAUGAACUAGCUAACGUACGGCCGGAGAGUGGGUUUCCUCGUAACAUGCAUGCAUGCAUGCAAGGGAUGGAUCACCAUCCAUUGGGGGUUCUUUUGAGUUUCCUGCUACUUCUUUCUUGGGUUUUUGAUCAAAUUCGUCCUGUUUUCGGGAUGUUUCAUUGUGUUUUUUAUUUUUCCACCAAAGUGUAUCAGAAUGUUUCGUCGCCUACUGACAAAUAAGAGUGUGUCUUGUCUUACAUUGAA
This is a messenger RNA of Triticum urartu, 1902 nucleotides long. Its product is annotated as putative polyol transporter 1. Gene Ontology annotation, cellular component: membrane. Gene Ontology annotation, molecular function: transmembrane transporter activity. Lineage: Eukaryota; Viridiplantae; Streptophyta; Magnoliopsida; Poales; Poaceae. The record is from RefSeq and is a predicted model, not a curated record. Gene Ontology annotation, biological process: transmembrane transport.